AUGCGGAGGACGGCAUGGCUUGCCGGGCUCAUGUUCGCCAUGGCGGCGAUGAUAUCGCCGGUCAGCGCACAGAACGCAUCCAGUAAUGGGCAAAGCGGCGAGAUGGACUUCUUGGUGCGGAUGCCCAACUGCGCGUUGCAAUGCUUCCUGGAGAUGCGCGCGGCGCAGGAAGCCCCAUGCGACCCCGAAGACCUCGACUGCCUGUGCCAGUCGGCCGCGUUCGGCAACAAUGCGGUCACGAGCUGCGUCGUCAGGACCUGCUCGACCAAGGAGUCCCUGCUGGCCCGCAACCUCAUCUCAACAGCCUGCAAGCUGCCCGUGCGGGACCAUUCGCAGACGUACACCAUCGUCGCCAUCGUCUUCUGCGUCUUCUCCGGCCUGGCCGUGCUGCAGCGCUUCAUGGCCAAGCUGCUCGUCGUCGACGCCACCAUUGGCAUGGACGACUACAUGGUCCUCCUGGCCGCGGCCAUCCAGGCGCCCAUGGCCGCCAUUGGCGUCGAGAUGGGCGUCGCCAACGGCCUGGGCCGCGACAUCUGGACCCUCGAGUUCCACCAGAUCACCAGAUUCGGCUACGCCCUCUACAUCUUCACCAACCUCUACUUUGCCAACAUUGCCGUCAUCAAGCUGGCCUUUGUCUUCUUCUACCUCCGCGUCUUCCCCAAGCGCAACGUGCGCCGCUACCUGUGGGCGACCGUCGCCCUCGUUGUCUGCUUCGGCACCGCCUUUGUCGUCGCCGGCAUCUUCCAGUGCACGCCCAUCAGCUACUACUGGACCCGAUGGAAGGAGGAGGCCACCGACCACGGCCACUGCGUCGACGUCAGCGCCCUCGCCUGGGCCAACGGCGCCAUCAGCAUCGGCAUCGACCUCUGGAUGAUCGCCAUCCCCCUCUCGCAGGUGCACAACCUCAACCUCGACUGGAAGAAGAAGGCCGAGGUCGCCUUCAUGUUCUGCGUCGGCCUCUUUGUCACCGUCAUGGCCUGCAUCCGCCUCGAGUCGCUCAUCUCCAACGACGUCCACUCCCCCAACGCCACCUGGGUCAAGCAGGAGGUUGCCAUCUGGUCCACCAUUGAGGUCAAUGUCGGCAUCAUCUGCGCCUGCCUGCCCUCCCUGCGCACCCUCGUCGUCCUGCUCUUUGGCCGCAUCCCUCUCCUCAGCAGCUCCUUUCAGCGCGCCCAGCGCCCGCGCCCCGUGCAAGACGGCGACGACGAGAAAAGGAUAAAGGGCGGCUUCCGCAAGAGCAAAGCCUUUGGCACCAUCAGCAGAUCCAUCGCGGAGCCCGUCGAGGGCGGGCGCUCGAGGUCCCGCGCGGCCAACGAGAGGGGCAUCCGUAUGGAGACCGAAGUUGCCGUCGAGUUUGAGACCAUGAGCGCCGAGGACGACGAGGCGAGGCUGAUGAAGCGCGAUGCCGAGCUAGGAUUGGCCCUGUCGCAUUCGGCUUUGUCGCACGACUCGUCGAGCUCCAACUCCCUGGACAAGCACAAGGAGAUACGGCCCUAG
This is a messenger RNA of Emericellopsis cladophorae, 1497 nucleotides long. RefSeq lists its product as uncharacterized. Lineage: Eukaryota; Fungi; Ascomycota; Sordariomycetes; Hypocreales; Bionectriaceae. The transcript is spliced from 2 exons. The coding region runs from base 1 to 1497 and encodes 498 amino acids. The record is from RefSeq and is a predicted model, not a curated record.